This is a messenger RNA of Bombyx mandarina (wild silkworm), 390 nucleotides long. RefSeq lists its product as uncharacterized. The record is from RefSeq and is a predicted model, not a curated record. Lineage: Eukaryota; Metazoa; Arthropoda; Insecta; Lepidoptera; Bombycidae.
AUGCUGAAACCCAAGGAGGGUUUAUUUCGCGGUCCCAGCUAUACAAUCAGUAACUUACCGGUGUCAAAUAAGAAUCAGCCUUUCAUAGAGGUGAAGAAUUCAACGUAUCACGGCAGCGGUCCCAGAGAAGAAGCCCGUGCGAUGUGCUCUGUCAGAACACAAGAGGUCAACGCCACCGCGAAUGCCACCAUCACUCGGAGAUUGCACGGAGUUGCUACAUCGAGAGAACUCCAUUUGUCUAUUCAACGGCUAGAAGUGAUUAUAUUUGGCCAAAUGCAACAGCUAUGGCAGAGCUUAGAUGCCUUGCGUUUACAACUAGCUGGAGACGUCCGCACCAAUGUUCCUGAUCGGCGCACAUUGACAUUUAGAUAUAGACCGGACAUUAAAUAA